Penaeus chinensis is the source of this 1392-nucleotide messenger RNA. RefSeq names its product adhesive plaque matrix protein-like. The transcript is spliced from 5 exons. NCBI's taxonomy places the organism in Eukaryota, Metazoa, Arthropoda, Malacostraca, Decapoda, Penaeidae. Gene Ontology annotation, cellular component: extracellular matrix. The record is from RefSeq and is a predicted model, not a curated record. Bases 1 to 1257 code for a protein of 418 amino acids.
AUGCCUUAUGGCCAGUCCCAAGGUUUUGCUUCAAUCACGAUAUUAUCUGCAUUACACAGAGGCACCCACAGCUAUCAUGGCACUCGGUCUCAGGACUAUAUAAGCAUCCAGUGCUUGCUUGAAGGAAUCACAUCCUGCAAAGUCUCAAGUACAAUGAAGGGACUACAUACUCAGGGAAUAUACCUUGAAUUUGUGUAUGUUGCUCUUCCUAAGCCCAAGCUAGACAGGACCAAUCACAUCCUCGUGAGUCUCGGUUUUCUGGCGGUUUCGCUCGCCGUUCCCGAUCGGCUUGGCGUGCAUCAUAACCACUCUCCGCAUGCCCACCCGCCAACCCAGAAUGGUUACAAAUUACCACCACCACCACCCCUGCCUCCUACAUAUGUACCCCCCACCAAAACCCUGCCUUCACCUCCUCCUCCCCCAACCUACCGGCCCUACACCACCGCCCCUCCCACAACCUACCGGCCCUACACCACCGCCCCUCCCACAACCUACCGGCCCUACACCACCGCCCCUCCCACAACCUACCGGCCCUACACCACCGCCCCUCCCACAACCUACCGGCCCUACACCACCGCCCCUCCCACAACCUACCGGCCCUACACCACCGCCCCUCCCCCAACCUACCGGCCCUACACCACCGCCCCUCCCACCACCUACCGGCCCUACACCACCGCCCCUCCCACCACCUACCGGCCCUACACCACCGCCCCUCCCACAACCUACCGGCCCUACACCACCGCCCCUCCCACAACCUACCGGCCCUACACCACCGCCCCUCCCACAACCUACCGGCCCUACACCACCGCCCCUCCCACAACCUACCGGCCCUACACCACCGCCCCUCCCUCAACCUACCGGCCCUACACCACCGCCCCUCCCUCAUCCCCUCCACCGUCGACCUACCUACCCCCCAUCACUGCCAAGCCCCCACCCUAUACAUAUGGGCCACCUGUCACAACAACAGGGAAGCCGAAGUACUGGUUUGAGUGGGAAGUAAACGACCAUUAUUCCGGCAACGAAUAUAACAUGCAGGAACACCGUGACGGAAAAAAGACCGAGGGAUUCUACAACGUUUUGCUUCCCGACACGCGAGUCCAGAGAGUCACUUACACUGUCGACGGCGACUCCGGUUUCGUGGCUGAAGUUACUUACGAAGGAGAGGCGAAGGAACCUACACACGGACAGACUUAUCUUCUUCCUACUCCUCCUACACCUCCUCCUUCCAUCUAUGAUGCUCCUUAUUAUUCUCGAUAAGCUUCUCUCAGAGUAUAUUACUUAAUAUUCUAGCCUUACCAAAAGAAACAUGAAAGAUGUGAAUGACAGACUAACAAUCAUCAGUGAUUUCCUGAUGUAAUCAGAGAACUGAAAUAAAGUUAUUGGCUGUUUUAA